AUGCUCACAUCACCCAGCGUUCGCGCCAGCCGGCGCCGACAGGCCGAAGGCACUGUGGACGACGCGCGCAAAAAGCAGGCGACCGGGGCACGGCGGCCGGCGUGGCUAGCGCCCCUCGAGCAGCAGCAGCAGACGGGGCAGCAUGCGGCGGAACACAUUGACGCAGACGACAGCGAUGACAGCGAGUCGGCACAAUCGUCGGUGCUGCUGCAGGGCGACAGGCACGCAGUGUACGCUUCAGGCGCGCUUCCCGACGAGGCAGCGGCGCUGGUUGCGGCGGCGCGAGCGUGCGGCGCAGCGGUGGCCAGCGGCGCGUCGGAGCACUUUGCGUUUGUGGCGACAGCGGCCGAGUGCGUCGUGUGGUCGCUGGCGCGGUCGGCGCUGGGCAGCGGCGUGCACCGGCUGGAGAUGCCGGGCGGCGGCAGCGGCGAGGCGCCGGUGGUGGUGCUGAUUGGCGGCGGCGCGGGCGACGUCGGCGUGCUGGCGUGCAGCGGCGGCGGGCGGCUGCGGCUGUGGGCGCGCGUGGUGUUUGGGCUCGGCGGCGCCGCGCGGUUCCGCUCGGCCGACCUCGGCGACGGGCUGCGCGGCGACGUGUGCGAGCGCGCGCUGCUAGUGCACAGCGACCUGGCCGUGGUGGCCACGCGCCGCGGGCGGCUGUUCCAGGUGGCGCUGGGCGGCGGCGAGCUGCACGCGCGCCAGCUCAGCCGCAGCCGCAGUGCGGAGGCUGGCGGGUCGCUGCUGGGCGCGGUCGCGGCGCUGCUGGGCGGCGGCUCGGGCGGCUCGGGCGGCUCGGGCGGCGAUGUGCUCGUGGGGCUGGCGGCCGGCGCGCGCACGGAGCUGCGGCAGUCGCGCGAGGUGCUGCUGCUGACGCGCACGCGGCUGGUCAAGUGGGUCGUGUCGCGCGCGCACGGCGACCGGCUGUUGUUCUCGGCCGACGUCGCGCGCACGCUGCGCCAGGCCGCCGCGGCGCGCUUUGGCGCCGACGCCGACGUCGAGCUUCUGGACGUCGCGGCGACGCACGCCGGCGACGUCUGCGUGCUGGUUGCGCUGCACACGGCGCGCCGCUCGAUGGCCGCGCUCGCGCUGCUAAGCGCCCCGCACGUGUCGGCCGAGCCGGCCGUGGCUGCGCUGUGGCCGCUGGCUACUGCGCUCGACACCAGCUCGCUGCGCCUGGCGCUGCCGGCCGGCGGCCCGGCGCUGUUCGUCGUGGCGCCGCGCGCUGUGGUCGUGGGCGUGCUGCCGCCGGCCGCCGGCGCCGCGCGCCUGGCGCUCGAGGCCGCAGUGUCCUUCCGCGGCGCCGUUCUGGGCUUCGGCGCCGGCGCGGACGCUGCGCUGGCGCUGGUGUGCGCCGGCGCCGGCGCCGGCGUGCUGCGCGUGGCGGUGGACGUGGCGUUCAGGCAGGCGGACGUCGAUGCGGCGCCCGCGCGGGAGGAUGCCGAGGCCGACGAGCUGCCCGGCGAGCAGUGGCCCCGGCCGGCCACUUGCGCCGGCUCGUCGGCCGACUCGCUGGCGGCGCAGACGCGCGCGUUCACAGCGCAGCUCGAGCAGGCGGUGUUUUUCGGCAGCGACUCCAGCCCGCUGGCGUUCGCCAUUGCGUCGUCGGCGCCGGGCGAGGACGCUGCGCUGCAGGCGGCGGCGUUGCACGUGUCGCAGUCGGUCCUCGACGGGUCGUCGCGGCUCGUGGCCGACCGCCUGGACCUGGGCGCGCUCCUGCGCGAGCGCCUCCGCCGCGCGCACGCCGUCAUGCGCGUGCUGGCGGCCAACGGGCUGGCGGCCAAGGUGUCUGCCGCGGCGCGCGCCCAGCUGUGCGCAGCGGCCGAGCAGCUCGCUGCGGCGUCGGCGCUGUGGGCGCACCAGAACACCGCGUGGGCGCACCAGAGCGGCGCCGCGGCGCGCGAGGGCUCCGCCGCGGCGCAGCUGCUGCCCAACGCCGCCGCCGCCUUCCUUGAGGCGCGCGGGCUGCGUGCGCGCGACGCGCUGCGCGAGCUGCUGCGGCACCACACGGCGGCGCUGGGCGCGCUGCUGGCGUUUGUGCACGGCCGCGAGCCGGUGCUGCGGCGCGCGCUGGAGGUCAGCGAGCGCGGCGCCAGCGAGAGCCGCCUGGUCGCCUACGAGGCGUCGCGCAUCGUGGCGGCCGCGCUGCACGCCGCGCUGCGCUACCGCUUUGCACACGCCGAGCUGUACGCCGUGCCCGCCGACCUGGCGCCCGAGCACUGGACGGCUGCGGCGCCCGUCGUGGACCUGCUGGAGGGCCGCCUGGAGGCCACGUACGCGCUGUGCCGCGACCUCAGCGCGCGCCACUGCGCCGCCAUCUACGAGCGCAUCGAGAAGGCCGCGCUGCCCGGAGACGACGCCGCCGACGGCUCGCGCCUGUCGGUGUUUGACGACGCCGUCAGCGCCAGCUUCACCGGCGAGGCCGAGUCGGACACGGAGGCGGGGGCGGAGCCCGAUGACCUCGCCAGCGACGACGACCCCUACGCGUCGCCCGCGGCGCUGCUGCGCGACUGCGUCAACCUCAUGGGCCCGCUGGCCAACCUGUGCUUCCGCGCCUUCCUCGACCGCAUCGCGUCCCUGCGGCAUGCGCAGUCGCCCGGCGCCGACGCCGUGUGCCGCCGCUAUGACGUUGUGCGCCCGCGCUUCCUGCUGAGCCUGGUGCCCCUGGCGCGCGCGCCCGUGGCCUUCCGCCUGGCCGAAGAGUACUGCGACUUGGCAACGCUGGUCGCCCUGGUCUUUGCCACCGAUGCCGCCAAUGCCGCCGAGCACUUGCGCAACUACGUCGGCCAGUUCGGCGCUGCCUUUGGGCGCACGCUGCUGGCCUACUACGAGCGCCGCAGGGCCUGGGCCAGCCUGCUGUACACGCAGGACAGCGCCUUCGAUGCAUGGCUCAAGGAGUACAUUGACGAGCGCGAGCAGGAGGUGCCCCACGGCCCGAUGGCGCAGAUCGGCUGGAUCCACGACGUCAAGGUCAGCGACUUUGGCGCCGCUGCUGGUAAGCUUGCGCGCGCCGCCCUAGACUCCGACGAGGUGUCGCAGACCCGCACGCUGCUCAGCCUGAGCAAGCUGGCCUUUGUCAUUGCUGACGCUGCGAGCAGCGACCGGUCCGACUCUGGCACCGGCGACCAGCUGGCCUCUGAGGCGCGCACCCGCCUAGAGGAUGCCCUGGAGCUGUGCGAGGUGCAGGAGUCCCUGCAGGGGUUCUUUGCCCAGGUGGCCGCCGUCGCUUUGCCUCUGGGCGCUGAGGACGCCAUUGAGCGGUCCGCGCUGGAUGCCGCCAUGCGGACGACAACGCCGGAGCUGCGCCACGAACGCCCUGCGCUGUACACCGCCUACUGCGACCUCCUCGGCCGCUCACUGGGCGGCCGCACGCUCGACAUCGAGGAUAUCCUGGACUUACUGACCUUCCCCGAUAACAUCACCGUUGACUCGGACCUUAUGCGCGACCGUCACUGCUUGGCCGUGGAUAUUCUUAGCCGCACUAACCAUACGAUCUCCGCUUCAGCUCGGAACGCUGCUUUGCGCACUAUCUGGCGCCGCGUCUUUAUAUCCGAUAACUGGGCUGCGCUUCAGCCUGUUUUGUCCGCGCCUAAUGUUCCUGAUAAGCUGUUACGCUCUAACCUGCGUGCUACCGAGCUUUACCAUAUUCUUCGUUCGUGUUUGGCUGUUCGGGAGCUGCCUUACCCGGACUGCUUUAUUUCGCCCACUGAGGCUUUUGCCCUGGACGAGGACCUUGAGCAUUUCGACGAUAACAAGAAUAUUGUUGCUGCGGAUAAUGGGCCCCCAUCGCCUUCUACUUCCCGGGUCUUGUUGUUGUCGGGUGAUUAUAUUGUUGAGAAUAAUCGCUUGCAAGGGGCGGUUGAGCAUGGGUUGUCGAGAUACUUUGAGGAGAUUAUGCGGAUGGUUGCGGAUGAGUCGAGCACGCCAAAGAGCCAAUUCUCGAGAACUGGCUCGAGUUCAGAGUCGGUUGAUAGAAGCAUGGAUGAGGCUAGUGAACCUGCCGAGGCUGAAGUGGAUGGGGACGAUGUCCAGGACGUUAACAUGGAUUCUGACUGA
Molecule: messenger RNA, 4050 nt
Organism: Kickxella alabastrina
Lineage: Eukaryota; Fungi; Kickxellomycota; Kickxellomycetes; Kickxellales; Kickxellaceae
Product: Non-repetitive/WGA-negative nucleoporin C-terminal-domain-containing protein
Exons: 1
Coding region: 1-4050 (1349 amino acids)
Biological process (GO): protein import into nucleus; poly(A)+ mRNA export from nucleus; transcription-dependent tethering of RNA polymerase II gene DNA at nuclear periphery
Cellular component (GO): nuclear pore outer ring
Molecular function (GO): structural constituent of nuclear pore; protein binding
Source: RefSeq, a predicted model, not a curated record